Messenger RNA from Larimichthys crocea (large yellow croaker), 2391 nucleotides. It is a transcript of the gene josd2, whose product is annotated as Josephin domain containing 2. Gene Ontology annotation, biological process: protein deubiquitination. The coding region runs from base 427 to 981 and encodes 184 amino acids. The transcript has 5 exons. NCBI's taxonomy places the organism in Eukaryota, Metazoa, Chordata, Actinopteri, Sciaenidae. The record is from RefSeq and is a predicted model, not a curated record. Gene Ontology annotation, molecular function: cysteine-type deubiquitinase activity.
GUCAACAGUCAUGAGACCUGACCGGCGGUUGGGAACGUUGUGUCCGUUUCCAAGGAGAUAGGUUACCGUUAACGGUUAUUUUAUCGUGUUUUUACUUAAACCAACGAAAAAAAAAACAAAAUCACAACCGGCACAAGAAGGCGACAUAUAUAUAUUUUUACAUUUCUGCCGUGAAUACGGUAACGAUAAAAAGGGCGUGACAACAAAACAAAAAAAAUCAUCACAACAAAAACAACGGAUCUGCUUCCGGUUUCUGGAUGUAGCUGUCAGACUCUCAGCAUCUUUAAAUCGCUUUAUCAGCAGGUCAGUGGCUCCAUUUAGCUAUUGUUGAAUAAUAAUAGUUCACUUUGUUGCUGUUUUGCAAACUGCCAGCAACCGAAAACACAGAGCAGGCGGUCACACUUUUAGCCUGCAUUACGCAUUAGUAUGAGCGAAGGAGACGUGUUUCAUGAGAAGCAACGACUGGAGCUGUGCGCGAUCCAUGCACUCAACAACGUGCUCCAGGAGCGGGUGUUCACCAAGGAGACAGCCGAUGACAUCUGCAAACGGCUGGCUCCACAGUGUGUGGUGAAUCCUCAUCGCUCAAUGUUGGGCACGGGAAACUACGAUGUCAACGUCAUCAUGGCAGCUCUACAGAGCAGGGAACUGGCUGCUGUGUGGUGGGACAAACGCAGGUCGGUCCAAAGCCUUUGUAUGUCAAAGGUCCAAGGUUUUAUUCUUAAUGUCCCAUCACGAGUAUCUCUGGGGAUCGUAUCUCUCCCACUCCGACGGCGGCACUGGCUCGCGGUUCGGCAAGUUGAUGGACAGUAUUACAACCUCGACUCCAAACUGAAGAGCCCUGUCUGUAUUGGUGGAGAGGCAGAACUACGCUCGUUUCUCAGCGAACAACUGUCCCAGGAUGUAGCAGAGAUGCUCCUGGUCGUCCAGCGGGACGUAGAAGAGGACGGUUCAUGGCUGAACUCCGACAACCUCAAGAAGUGAUGUCAGGACAAACUUCACAUAGCAUGGGAAAAAAACUCCUCUGGGAAAAUGACUUUUUUUUAAAAUAAUUUAAAAAAAACAACACCUCAGUACAGGAAACUCUUCAGGGAAUGCACUAAAAUACAUUUUAAUAUCUACACGCAGACACACAGAGGAAAUUCCAAAGAGAAGCAGAGACGAGCGUUUUACUCCUGAAAUGAAGAACUUGUUUUGAUUGUAAAAGCUGUUGCUCUGAUGUGACCCACGUAGCAUUGUCUUGCUCUUGACGCCGUUUGUUUUAACACCGGGAAGGUGCAUCUAAGCUAAAGUUUGAGGCAAACGUGGGCUCGUUUGAUGAUGAGUUGUGAACUUUCACUGUUUUGUGGUUGGAAAGAUUGCAGUGUUUGUGCAUGGGGGAAAAAGAAAAAAAAACAUCUGCAGUGAGGAUAACUGGACUAAUCUGAUUACUAAAACAUUACCAACAUAGAAGAGAAAUAUACCAUCGGCCCAGACUUUAAUAAUCAAGUUGCCAAAAUCAGAUCAGCCUGUACUGCACAUACAAGAUGUCAGAAUCCAUCACUUAUCAGGCAGCAGCUGAGUGCACCAUCUCUUCCCGAGACUUUUUUGUUGUAAACCUUCUAUGCACUGCAUACUUAGAUUUGUUAGCAUUGUUUGUAUUGUGUGUGUUCAUAUCGGCACCGACGGACUCCCGGUGUCUUUACAUGUUUUCAUCCAUUCACUACAACAAUCUAGACAUUUAUUUUUUACAGCGCGCCACAUCUGUUUAGAUUUUUUAAAAUCCUGUAGGCAGCCUUUGUUUUCUUUCAUUUUUGAAUUUAAAAAAUCAACUCACAGAGUUUGAAAUGUGAUUGAGAUGGAUAAUCACAAAGAACAUUGUGAACCUCUUGUUUUUGCCAAAGUCAUGUAAUUGAUGACUUAAACACCACAGUAACGAAGCUUCGACUCAGCAAAAGGAGUCAUGACUUUGAUUGUGACGGAUUAUCCACCUCAGCCAGUUUUCAAGUCUCUGCAAGUUUGACACAGCUUUGGCAUGAAGGAAAAGGAAAGCCAGAAGGAGUUGGGAAGAACACUCAAAGUCAAACAUGCAAAAACACCGGUUCUGUGCCUGUAUGUAACCUUUAUGUUUGUAUUUUGUCUCCUGUUGAUCUAUGCAUAUCCAAAAGAAUAGGAAGACUAUCUCUGGUACACACUAGUGACUAACUUACACAUAAACCUAAGCUCAGAGGUUCAUAAUAUUGAAGUCUAUUUAUAUUAAACUUUGACCUCCUGUUUUAAGUAUGAAUCUAUUGUAAAAGCAUACCGUGUCUGUUAUUUGCACUGACUUGUAGAGACGAUGAAGACCAGGUGAAGGUUAUUGAAGUUAUUUUUAUUUAUAUUAGACUCUUGAGUGUAAAAGGAUGCCAUUCAAAA